AUUACGAGCUUUUUCUUCAUCUUCUUCUUCUUCUUCUUCGUCGUCUUCUUCUUCUUUCCCAAUGCUUACUACCCAAUCCCGUCUUCUCAUCACCCUCAAUCCCCAACGCCGCCACCCGUCCCAAUCUGUCGUCCAACAUUGCAAUCCAUCCACUCAUCUCUCCUUCAAUCGGAUUGCUCCCUGUCUUUCCACUCAGUGGAGAGCUUCGAUCUCGGCAUCAAUGGCAGCUGUUGAUUCCUUGGAGAUGGACCGGUUCGUGGAGGUUGGGAAGAAGGUUGCUGAUGCUUCCGGAGAGGUCAUCCGCAAGUAUUUUCGUCAGCCAUUUGACAUCAUUGACAAGCCUGAUCUCAGUCCUGUGACUAUUGCUGAUAGAGACGCGGAGGAGUCCAUGGUUUCAAUCAUACUGGAGAAUUUCCCUUCUCAUGCGAUUUUCGGGGAGGAGAAUGGAUGGAGGUGUAAGGAGACGUCUGCAGACUUUGUCUGGGUUUUGGAUCCCAUUGAUGGGACAAAGAGCUUCAUUACUGGCAAACCUUUGUUCGGAACUCUCAUUGCUCUUCUGUACAAGGGAAAACCAAUCAUUGGUAUCAUUGAUCAACCUGUUCUUAGAGAAAGAUGGAUUGGGGCUGAUGGAAGAUGUACUACAUUAAAUGGACAAGAAGUUUCUACUCGUUCUUGCAGCAAACUGUCUGAAGCCUAUCUAUACACGACAAGCCCUCAUCUUUUCAGUGGGGAUGCUGUAGAAGCUUUUGCGCGUGUAAGAAACAAGGUGAAAGUACCAUUAUAUGGCUGUGAUUGUUAUGCUUAUGCCCUUCUCGCAUCUGGGUUUGUUGAUCUUGUCAUCGAAUCUGGGCUUAAGCCCUAUGAUUUUCUUUCGUUGAUACCCGUAAUAGAAGGUGCUGGCGGGAGAAUAACAAAUUGGAAUGGGACUAAACUUAACUGGGAGGCAUCUCCAGAUUCUCAAGUUAAAAGUUUUAACGUUGCUGCUGCGGGAGAUCCUAAGCUUCAUCAACUUGCAUUGGAUGCCCUUCAAUGGUGUGAAAGUUAAUUUAAUCUCAUCUAUUGCAAGUCUGUUAGCUCUUCCCUAACUUAAACAGCAGAUUGGGGAACAACAUCAAUAAAAUGCCAUUUCUGUAACCAUUCUUGAGACAGGUAAUCUGUGGUAGUUUCAAGGUGUUAUCUAUUUUGAAUACACUUAAGGACAUUCAUGAAUAAAUGAAACAUAAACCAAGCAUUAGUGUGGUGA
Molecule: messenger RNA, 1243 nt
Organism: Dioscorea cayenensis subsp. rotundata (Guinea yam)
Lineage: Eukaryota; Viridiplantae; Streptophyta; Magnoliopsida; Dioscoreales; Dioscoreaceae
Product: bifunctional phosphatase IMPL2, chloroplastic
Exons: 9
Coding region: 62-1045 (327 amino acids)
Biological process (GO): L-histidine biosynthetic process
Molecular function (GO): histidinol-phosphatase activity
Source: RefSeq, a predicted model, not a curated record